GCGGCCCGGCGCUCUGCAUAGCGGCCGGCAGGGUGCAGGCGGCCGGGCGGCGCCGAGCGAGUUAGGCAGGUUCCGGGGCCCCGUGCCCCCCCCUCCGCCUCCCCGCCCCCCUGUGUUGUCGCCUCUCCCUCUCGCUGCUUCACUUCACGGGGCGAACAUGGCGCACAGCUGUCGGUGGCGCUUCCCCGCCCGACCCGGGACCACCGGGGGCGGCGGCGGCGGGGGGCGCCGGGGCCUAGGGGGCGCCCCGCGGCAACGCGUCCCGGCCCUGCUGCUUCCCCCCGGGCCCCCGGUCGGCGGUGGCGGCCCCGGGGCGCCCCCCUCCCCCCCGGCUGUGGCGGCCGCGGCGGCGGCGGCGGGAAGCAGCGGGGCUGGGGUUACAGGGGGAGCGGCCGCCGCCUCAGCAGCCUCCUCGUCGUCCGCCUCGUCUUCGUCUUCGUCAUCGUCCUCAGCCUCUUCAGGGCCAGCCCUGCUCCGGGUGGGCCCGGGCUUCGACGCGGCGCUGCAGGUCUCGGCCGCCAUCGGCACCAACCUGCGCCGGUUCCGGGCCGUGUUUGGGGAGAGCGGCGGGGGAGGCGGCAGCGGAGAGCUAACAACACAGAUCCCAUGUAGUUGGAGAACCAAAGGCCACAUACAUGACAAAAAGACUGAACCGUUCAGGUUACUUGCAUGGAGUUGGUGCUUAAAUGAUGAGCAAUUCUUAGGUUUUGGCUCAGAUGAAGAAGUCAGAGUGCGAAGUCCCACAAGGUCUCCUUCAGUUAAAACUAGUCCUCGAAAACCUCGUGGGAGACCUAGAAGUGGCUCUGACCGAAAUUCAGCUAUCCUCUCAGAUCCAUCUGUGUUUUCCCCUCUAAAUAAAUCAGAGACCAAAUCUGGAGAUAAGAUCAAGAAGAAAGAUUCUAAAAGUAUAGAAAAGAAGAGAGGAAGACCUCCCACCUUCCCUGGAGUAAAAAUCAAAAUAACACAUGGAAAGGACAUUUCAGAGUUACCAAAGGGAAACAAAGAAGAUAGCCUGAAAAAAAUUAAAAGGACACCUUCUGCUACGUUUCAGCAAGCCACAAAGAUUAAAAAAUUAAGAGCAGGUAAACUCUCUCCUCUCAAGUCUAAGUUUAAGACAGGGAAGCUUCAAAUAGGAAGGAAGGGGGUACAAAUUGUACGACGGAGAGGAAGGCCUCCAUCAACAGAAAGGAUAAAGACCCCUUCGGGUCUCCUCAUUAAUUCUGAACUGGAAAAGCCCCAGAAAGUCCGGAAAGACAAGGAAGGAACACCUCCACUUACAAAAGAAGAUAAGACAGUUGUCAGACAAAGCCCUCGAAGGAUUAAGCCAGUUAGGAUCAUUCCUUCUUCAAAAAGGACAGAUGCAACCAUUGCUAAGCAACUCUUACAGAGGGCAAAAAAGGGGGCUCAAAAGAAAAUUGAAAAAGAAGCAGCUCAGCUGCAGGGAAGAAAGGUGAAGACACAGGUCAAAAAUAUUCGACAGUUCAUCAUGCCUGUUGUCAGUGCUAUCUCCUCGCGGAUCAUUAAGACCCCUCGGCGGUUUAUAGAGGAUGAGGAUUAUGACCCUCCAAUUAAAAUUGCCCGAUUAGAGUCUACACCGAAUAGUAGAUUCAGUGCCCCGUCCUGUGGAUCUUCUGAAAAAUCAAGUGCAGCUUCUCAGCACUCCUCUCAAAUGUCUUCAGACUCCUCCCGAUCUAGUAGCCCCAGUGUUGAUACCUCCACAGACUCUCAGGCUUCUGAGGAGAUUCAGGUACUUCCUGAGGAGCGGAGCGAUACCCCUGAAGUUCAUACUCCACUGCCCAUUCCCCAGUCCCCAGAAAAUGAGAGUAAUGACAGGAGAAGCAGAAGGUAUUCAGUGUCGGAGAGAAGUUUUGGAUCUAGAACGACGAAAAAAUUAUCAACUCUACAAAGUGCCCCCCAGCAGCAGACCUCCUCGUCUCCACCUCCACCUCUGCUGACUCCACCACCACCACUGCAGCCAGCCUCCAGUAUCUCUGACCACACACCUUGGCUUAUGCCUCCAACAAUCCCCUUAGCAUCACCAUUUUUGCCUGCUUCCACUGCUCCUAUGCAAGGGAAGCGAAAAUCUAUUUUGCGAGAACCGACAUUUAGGUGGACUUCUUUAAAGCAUUCUAGGUCAGAGCCACAAUACUUUUCCUCAGCAAAGUAUGCCAAAGAAGGUCUUAUUCGCAAACCAAUAUUUGAUAAUUUCCGACCCCCUCCACUAACUCCCGAGGACGUUGGCUUUGCAUCUGGUUUUUCUGCAUCUGGUACCGCUGCUUCAGCCCGAUUGUUUUCGCCACUCCAUUCUGGAACAAGGUUUGAUAUGCACAAAAGGAGCCCUCUUCUGAGAGCUCCAAGAUUUACUCCAAGUGAGGCUCACUCUAGAAUAUUUGAGUCUGUAACCUUGCCUAGUAAUCGAACUUCUGCUGGAACAUCUUCUUCAGGAGUAUCCAAUAGAAAAAGGAAAAGAAAAGUGUUUAGUCCUAUUCGAUCUGAACCAAGAUCUCCUUCUCACUCCAUGAGGACAAGAAGUGGAAGGCUUAGUACUUCUGAGCUGUCACCUCUCACCCCCCCGUCUUCUGUCUCUUCCUCGUUAAGCAUUUCUGUUAGUCCUCUCGCCACUAGUGCCUUAAACCCAACUUUUACUUUUCCUUCUCAUUCCCUGACUCAGUCUGGGGAAUCUGCAGAGAAAAAUCAGAGACCAAGGAAGCAGACUAGUGCUCCGGCAGAGCCAUUUUCAUCAAGUAGUCCUACUCCUCUCUUCCCUUGGUUUACCCCAGGCUCUCAGACUGAAAGAGGGAGAAAUAAAGACAAGGCCCCUGAGGAGCUGUCCAAAGAUCGAGAUGCUGACAAGAGCGUGGAGAAGGACAAGAGUAGAGAGAGAGACCGGGAGAGAGAAAAGGAGAAUAAGCGGGAGUCAAGGAAAGAGAAAAGGAAAAAGGGAUCAGAAAUUCAGAGUAGUUCUGCUUUGUAUCCUGUGGGUAGGGUUUCCAAAGAGAAGGUUGUUGGUGAAGAUGUUGCCACUUCAUCUUCUGCCAAAAAAGCAACAGGGCGGAAGAAGUCUUCAUCACAUGAUUCUGGGACUGAUAUUACUUCUGUGACUCUUGGGGAUACAACAGCUGUCAAAACCAAAAUACUUAUAAAGAAAGGGAGAGGAAAUCUGGAAAAAACCAACUUGGACCUCGGCCCAACUGCCCCAUCCCUGGAGAAGGAGAAAACCCUCUGCCUUUCCACUCCUUCAUCUAGCACUGUUAAACAUUCCACUUCCUCCAUAGGCUCCAUGUUGGCUCAGGCAGACAAGCUUCCAAUGACUGACAAGAGGGUUGCCAGCCUCCUAAAAAAGGCCAAAGCUCAGCUCUGCAAGAUUGAGAAGAGUAAGAGUCUUAAACAAACUGACCAGCCCAAAGCACAGGGUCAGGAAAGUGACUCAUCAGAGACCUCUGUGCGAGGACCCCGGAUUAAACAUGUCUGCAGAAGAGCAGCUGUUGCCCUUGGCCGAAAACGAGCUGUGUUUCCUGAUGACAUGCCCACCCUGAGUGCCUUACCAUGGGAAGAACGAGAAAAGAUUUUGUCUUCCAUGGGGAAUGAUGACAAGUCAUCAAUUGCUGGCUCAGAAGAUGCUGAACCUCUUGCUCCACCCAUCAAACCAAUUAAACCUGUCACUAGAAACAAGGCACCCCAGGAACCUCCAGUAAAGAAAGGACGUCGAUCAAGGCGGUGUGGGCAGUGUCCCGGCUGCCAGGUGCCUGAGGACUGUGGUGUUUGUACUAAUUGCUUAGAUAAGCCCAAGUUUGGUGGUCGCAAUAUAAAGAAGCAGUGCUGCAAGAUGAGAAAAUGUCAGAAUCUACAAUGGAUGCCUUCCAAAGCCUACCUGCAGAAGCAAGCUAAAGCUGUGAAAAAGAAAGAGAAAAAGUCUAAGACCAGUGAAAAGAAAGACAGCAAAGAGAGCAGUGUUGUGAAGAACGUGGUGGAGUCUAGUCAGAAACCUACCCCAUCAGCAAGAGAGGAUCCCGCCCCAAAGAAAAGCGGUAGUGAGCCUCCUCCACGAAAGCCCGUUGAGGAAAAGAGUGAAGAAGGCAAUGUCUCGGCCCCUGGGCCUGAAUCCAAACAGGCCACCACUCCAGCUUCCAGGAAGUCAAGCAAGCAGGUCUCCCAGCCAGCACCGGUCAUCCCCGCUCAGCCACCUACUACAGGACUGCCAAGAAAAGAAGUUCCCAAAACCACUCCUAGUGAGCCCAAGAAAAAGCAGCCUCCACCACCAGAAUCAGGUCCAGAGCAGAGCAAACAGAAAAAAGUGGCUCCCCGCCCAAGUAUCCCUGUAAAACAAAAACCAAAAGAAAAGGAAAAACCACCUCCGGUCAAUAAGCAGGAGAAUGCAGGCACUUUGAACAUCCUCAGCACUCUCUCCAAUGGCAAUAGUUCUAAGCAAAAAGUUCCAGCAGAUGGAGUCCACAGGAUCAGAGUGGACUUUAAGGAGGACUGUGAAGCAGAAAAUGUGUGGGAGAUGGGAGGCUUAGGAAUCUUGACUUCUGUUCCUAUAACACCCAGGGUGGUUUGCUUUCUCUGUGCCAGUAGUGGGCAUGUAGAGUUUGUGUAUUGCCAAGUCUGUUGUGAGCCCUUCCACAAGUUUUGUUUAGAGGAGAACGAGCGCCCUCUGGAGGACCAGCUGGAAAAUUGGUGUUGUCGUCGCUGCAAAUUCUGUCACGUUUGUGGAAGGCAACAUCAGGCUACAAAGCAGCUGCUGGAGUGUAAUAAGUGCCGAAACAGCUAUCACCCUGAGUGCCUGGGACCAAACUACCCCACCAAACCCACAAAGAAGAAGAAAGUCUGGAUCUGUACCAAGUGUGUUCGCUGUAAGAGCUGUGGAUCCACAACUCCAGGCAAAGGGUGGGAUGCACAGUGGUCUCACGAUUUCUCACUGUGUCAUGAUUGCGCCAAGCUCUUUGCUAAAGGAAAUUUCUGCCCUCUCUGUGACAAAUGUUAUGAUGAUGAUGACUAUGAGAGUAAGAUGAUGCAAUGUGGAAAGUGUGAUCGCUGGGUCCAUUCCAAAUGUGAGAAUCUUUCAGGUACAGAAGAUGAGAUGUAUGAGAUUCUAUCUAAUCUGCCAGAAAGUGUGGCCUACACUUGUGUGAACUGUACUGAGCGGCACCCUGCAGAGUGGCGACUGGCCCUUGAAAAAGAGCUGCAGAUUUCUCUGAAGCAAGUUCUGACAGCUUUGUUGAAUUCUCGGACUACCAGCCAUUUGCUACGCUACCGGCAGGCUGCCAAGCCUCCAGACUUAAAUCCCGAGACAGAGGAGAGUAUACCUUCCCGCAGCUCCCCCGAAGGACCUGAUCCACCAGUUCUUACUGAGGUCAGCAAACAGGAUGAUCAGCAGCCUUUAGAUCUAGAAGGAGUCAAGAGGAAGAUGGACCAAGGGAAUUACACAUCUGUGUUGGAGUUCAGUGAUGAUAUUGUGAAGAUCAUUCAAGCAGCCAUUAAUUCAGAUGGAGGACAGCCAGAAAUUAAAAAAGCCAACAGCAUGGUCAAGUCCUUCUUCAUUCGGCAAAUGGAACGUGUUUUUCCAUGGUUCAGUGUCAAAAAGUCCAGGUUUUGGGAGCCAAAUAAAGUAUCAAGCAACAGUGGGAUGUUACCAAACGCAGUGCUUCCACCUUCACUUGACCAUAAUUAUGCUCAGUGGCAGGAGCGAGAGGAAAACAGCCACACUGAGCAGCCUCCUUUAAUGAAGAAAAUCAUUCCAGCUCCCAAACCCAAAGGACCUGGAGAACCAGACUCACCAACUCCUCUACAUCCUCCUACACCACCAAUUUUGAGUACUGAUAGGAGUCGAGAAGACAGUCCAGAGCUGAACCCACCCCCAGGCAUAGAAGACAAUAGACAGUGUGCGUUAUGUUUGACUUAUGGUGAUGACAGUGCUAAUGAUAGCAGAAUGGUUAAGAGCCCGAGUUCUGCCGCCUGCCUGAAUACAUUUCUGUGCUUAACUGCCUACUUACUGACUUUGGAUGCUGGUCGUUUGCUAUAUAUUGGCCAAAAUGAGUGGACACAUGUAAAUUGUGCUUUGUGGUCAGCGGAAGUGUUUGAAGAUGAUGACGGAUCACUAAAGAAUGUGCAUAUGGCUGUGAUCAGGGGCAAGCAGCUGAGAUGUGAAUUCUGCCAAAAACCAGGAGCCACCGUGGGUUGCUGUCUCACAUCCUGCACCAGCAACUAUCACUUCAUGUGUUCCCGAGCCAAGAACUGUGUCUUUCUGGAUGACAAAAAAGUAUAUUGCCAACGACAUCGGGAUUUGAUCAAAGGCGAAGUGGUUCCUGAGAAUGGAUUUGAAGUUUUCAGAAGAGUGUUUGUGGACUUUGAAGGAAUCAGCUUGAGAAGGAAGUUUCUCAAUGGCUUGGAACCAGAAAAUAUCCACAUGAUGAUUGGGUCUAUGACAAUUGACUGCUUAGGAAUUCUAAAUGAUCUCUCUGACUGUGAAGAUAAGCUCUUUCCUAUCGGAUAUCAGUGUUCCAGGGUAUACUGGAGCACCACAGAUGCUCGCAAGCGCUGUGUAUAUACAUGCAAGAUAGUGGAGUGCCGUCCUCCAGUCGUAGAGCCGGAUAUCAACAGCACUGUUGAACAUGAUGAAAACAGGACCAUUGCCCAUAGUCCAACAUCUUUUACAGAAAGUUCAUCAAAAGAGAGUCAAAACACAGCUGAAAUUAUAAGUCCUCCAUCACCAGAUCGACCUCCUCAUUCACAAACCUCUAGCUCCUGUUAUUAUCAUGUCAUCUCAAAGGUCCCCAGGAUUCGAACACCCAGUUAUUCUCCAACACAGAGAUCCCCUGGCUGUCGACCGUUGCCUUCGGCAGGAAGUCCUACCCCAACUACUCAUGAAAUAGUCACAGUAGGUGAUCCUUUACUCUCCUCUGGACUUCGAAGCAUUGGCUCCAGGCGUCACAGUACCUCUUCCUUAUCACCCCAACGGUCCAAACUCCGGAUAAUGUCUCCAAUGAGAACUGGGAAUACUUACUCUAGGAAUAAUGUUUCCUCAGUCUCCACCAUUGGGACCGCUACUGAUCUUGAAUCAAGUGCCAAAGCAGUUGAUCAUGUCUUAGGGCCACUGAAUUCAAGUACUAGUUUAGGACAAAACACUUCCACCUCUUCAAAUUUGCAAAGGACAGUGGUUACUGUAGGCAAUAAAAACAGUCACUUGGAUGGAUCUUCAUCUUCAGAAAUGAAGCAGUCCAGUGCUUCAGACUUGGCGUCCAAGAGCUCCUCUUUAAAGGGGGAGAAGACCAAAGUGCUGAGUUCCAAGAGCUCAGAGGGAUCUGCACAUAAUGUGGCUUACCCUGGAAUUCCUAAACUGGCCCCACAGAUUCAUAACACAACAUCUAGAGAACUGAAUGUUAGUAAAAUCGGCUCCUUUGCUGAACCCUCUUCGGUGUCAUUUUCUUCUAAAGAGGCCCUCUCCUUCCCACACCUCCAUUUGAGAGGGCAAAGGAAUGAUCGAGACCAACACACAGAUUCUACCCAAUCAGCAAACCCCUCUCCAGAUGAAGAUACUGAAGUCAAAACCUUGAAGCUAUCUGGAAUGAGCAACAGAUCAUCCAUUAUCAAUGAACAUAUGGGAUCUAGUUCCAGAGAUAGGAGACAGAAAGGGAAAAAAUCUUGUAAAGAAACUUUCAAAGAAAAGCAUUCCAGUAAAUCUUUUUUGGAACCUGGUCAGGUGACAACUGGUGAGGAAGGAAACUUGAAGCCAGAGUUUAUGGAUGAGGUUUUGACUCCUGAGUAUAUGGGCCAGCGACCAUGUAACAAUGUUUCUUCUGAUAAGACUGGUGAUAAAGGCCUUUCUAUGCCAGGAGUCCCCAAAGCUCCACCCAUGCAAGUAGAAGGAUCUGCCAAAGAAUUACAGGCACCACGGAAACGCACAGUCAAAGUGACACUGACACCUCUAAAAAUGGAAAAUGAGAGUCAAUCCAAAAAUGCCCUGAAAGAAAGUAGUCCUGCUUCCCCUUUGCAAAUAGAGUCAACAUCUCCCACAGAACCAAUUUCAGCCUCUGAAAAUCCAGGAGAUGGUCCAGUGGCCCAACCAAGCCCCAAUAAUACCUCAUGCCAGGAUUCUCAAAGUAACAACUAUCAGAAUCUUCCAGUACAGGACAGAAACCUAAUGCUUCCAGAUGGCCCCAAACCUCAGGAGGAUGGCUCUUUUAAAAGGAGGUAUCCCCGUCGCAGUGCCCGUGCACGUUCUAACAUGUUCUUUGGGCUUACCCCGCUCUAUGGGGUAAGAUCCUAUGGUGAAGAAGACAUUCCAUUCUACAGCAGCUCAACUGGGAAGAAGCGAGGCAAGAGAUCAGCUGAAGGACAGGUGGAUGGGGCUGAUGACUUAAGCACUUCAGAUGAAGACGACUUAUACUAUUACAACUUCACUAGAACAGUGAUUUCUUCAGGUGGAGAGGAGCGACUGGCAUCCCAUAAUUUAUUUCGGGAGGAGGAACAGUGUGAUCUUCCAAAAAUCUCACAGUUGGAUGGUGUUGAUGAUGGGACAGAGAGUGAUACUAGUGUCACAGCCACAACAAGGAAAAGCAGCCAGAUUCCAAAAAGAAAUGGUAAAGAAAAUGGAACAGAGAACUUAAAAAUUGAUCGACCCGAAGAUGCUGGGGAGAAAGAACAUGUCAUUAAGAGUUCUGUUGGCCACAAAAAUGAGCCAAAGAUGGAUAACUGCCAUUCUGUAAGCAGAGUUAAAACACAGGGACAGGAUUCCUUGGAAGCUCAGCUCAGCUCAUUGGAGUCAAGCCGCAGAGUCCACACAAGUACCCCCUCCGACAAAAAUUUACUGGACACCUAUAAUACUGAGCUCCUGAAAUCAGAUUCAGACAAUAACAACAGUGAUGACUGUGGGAAUAUCCUGCCUUCAGACAUUAUGGACUUUGUACUAAAGAAUACUCCAUCCAUGCAGGCUUUGGGUGAGAGCCCAGAGUCAUCUUCAUCAGAACUCCUGAAUCUUGGUGAAGGUUUGGGUCUUGACAGUAAUCGUGAAAAAGACAUGGGUCUUUUUGAAGUAUUUUCUCAGCAGCUGCCUACAACAGAACCUGUGGAUAGUAGUGUCUCUUCCUCUAUCUCAGCAGAGGAACAGUUUGAGUUGCCUCUAGAGCUACCAUCUGAUCUGUCUGUCUUGACCACCCGGAGUCCCACUGUCCCCAGCCAGAAUCCCAGUAGACUAGCUGUUAUCUCAGACUCAGGGGAGAAGAGAGUAACCAUCACAGAAAAAUCUGUAGCCUCCUCUGAAGGUGACCCAGCACUGCUGAGCCCAGGAGUAGAUCCAACUCCUGAAGGCCACAUGACUCCUGAUCAUUUUAUCCAAGGGCACAUGGAUGCAGACCACAUCUCUAGCCCUCCUUGUGGUUCAGUAGAGCAAGGUCAUGGCAACAAUCAGGAUUUAACUAGAAACAGUAGCACCCCUGGCCUUCAGGUACCUGUUUCCCCAACUGUUCCUAUCCAGAACCAGAAGUAUGUGCCCAAUUCUACUGAUAGUCCUGGCCCGUCUCAGAUUUCCAAUGCAGCUGUCCAGACCACUCCACCCCACCUGAAGCCAGCCACUGAGAAACUCAUAGUUGUUAACCAGAACAUGCAGCCACUUUAUGUUCUCCAAACUCUUCCAAAUGGAGUGACCCAAAAAAUCCAAUUGACCUCUUCCGUUAGUUCUACACCCAGUGUGAUGGAGACAAAUACUUCAGUACUGGGGCCCAUGGGAAGUGGUCUCACCCUCACCACAGGACUAAAUCCAAGCUUGCCAACUUCUCAAUCUUUGUUCCCUUCUGCUAGCAAAGGAUUGCUACCCAUGUCUCAUCACCAGCACUUACAUUCCUUCCCUGCAGCUACUCAAAGUAGUUUCCCACCCAACAUCAGCAGUCCUCCUUCAGGCCUGCUUAUUGGGGUUCAGCCUCCUCCAGAUCCCCAACUUUUGGUUUCAGAAUCCAGCCAGAGGACAGACCUCAAUACCACAGUAGCCACUCCAUCCUCUGGACUCAAGAAAAGACCCAUAUCUCGUCUACAGACCCGAAAGAAUAAAAAACUUGCUCCCUCUAGUACCCCUUCAAACAUUGCCCCUUCCGAUGUGGUUUCUAAUAUGACAUUGAUUAACUUCACACCCUCCCAGCUUCCUAAUCAUCCCAAUCUGUUAGAUUUGGGGUCACUUAAUACUUCAUCUCACCGAACUGUCCCCAACAUCAUAAAAAGAUCUAAAUCUAGCAUCAUGUAUUUUGAACCGGCACCCCUGUUACCACAGAGUGUGGGAGGAACUGCUGCCACAGCAGCGGGCACAUCAACAAUAAGCCAGGAUACUAGCCACCUCACAUCAGGGUCUGUGUCUGGCUUGGCAUCCAGUUCCUCUGUCUUGAAUGUUGUAUCCAUGCAAACUACCACAACCCCUACAAGUAGUGCGUCAGUUCCAGGACAUGUCACCUUAACCAACCCAAGGUUGCUUGGUAGCCCAGAUAUUGGCUCAAUAAGCAAUCUUUUAAUCAAAGCUAGCCAGCAGAGCCUGGGGAUUCAGGACCAGCCUGUGGCUUUACCGCCAAGUUCAGGAAUGUUUCCACAACUGGGGACAUCACAGACCCCCUCUACUGCUGCAAUGACAGCGGCAUCUAGCAUCUGUGUGCUCCCCUCCAUUCAGACUACGGGCAUAACAGCCGCUUCACCUUCUGGGGAAGCAGAUGAACACUAUCAGCUUCAGCAUGUGAACCAGCUCCUUGCCAGCAAAACUGGGAUUCAUUCUUCCCAGCGUGAUCUUGAUUCUGCUUCAGGGCCCCAGGUAUCCAACUUUACCCAGAUGGUAGACGCUCCUAAUAGCGUGGGGCUGGAGCAGAACAAGGCUUUAUCCUCAGCUGUGCAAGCCAGCUCCACCUCUCCUGGGGGUUCUCCAUCCUCUCCAUCUUCCGGACAGCGGUCAGCAAGCCCUUCAGUGCCAGGUCCCACUAAACCCAAACCAAAAACCAAACGGUUUCAGCUGCCUCUAGACAAAGGGAAUGGCAAGAAGCACAAAGUUUCCCAUUUGCGGACCAGUUCUUCUGAAGCACACAUUCCAGACCAAGAAACAACGUCCCUGACCUCAGGCACAGGGACUCCAGGAGCAGAGGCUGAGCAGCAGGAUACAGCUAGUGUGGAGCAGUCCUCCCAGAAGGAGUGUGGGCAACCUGCAGGGCAAGUGGCUGUUCUUCCGGAAGUUCAGGUGACCCAAAAUCCAGCAAAUGAACAAGAAAGUACAGAACCUAAAGCAGUGGAAGAAGAAGAAAGUAAUUUCAGCUCCCCACUGAUGCUUUGGCUUCAGCAAGAACAAAAGCGGAAGGAAAGCAUUACUGAGAAAAAACCCAAGAAAGGACUUGUUUUUGAAAUUUCCAGUGAUGAUGGCUUUCAGAUCUGUGCAGAAAGUAUUGAAGAUGCCUGGAAGUCAUUGACAGAUAAAGUCCAGGAAGCUCGAUCAAAUGCCCGCCUAAAGCAGCUCUCAUUUGCAGGUGUUAAUGGUUUGAGGAUGCUGGGGAUUCUCCAUGAUGCAGUUGUGUUCCUCAUUGAGCAGCUGUCUGGUGCCAAGCACUGUCGAAAUUACAAAUUCCGUUUCCACAAGCCAGAGGAGGCCAAUGAACCCCCCUUGAACCCUCACGGCUCAGCUAGGGCUGAAGUCCACCUCAGGAAGUCAGCAUUUGACAUGUUUAACUUCCUGGCUUCUAAACAUCGUCAGCCUCCUGAAUACAACCCCAAUGAUGAAGAAGAGGAGGAGGUACAGCUGAAGUCAGCUCGGAGGGCAACUAGCAUGGAUCUGCCAAUGCCCAUGCGUUUCCGGCAUUUAAAAAAGACUUCUAAGGAGGCAGUUGGUGUCUACAGGUCUCCCAUCCAUGGCCGGGGUCUUUUCUGUAAGAGAAACAUUGAUGCAGGUGAGAUGGUGAUUGAGUAUGCCGGCAACGUCAUCCGCUCCAUCCAGACUGACAAGCGGGAAAAGUAUUAUGACAGCAAGGGCAUUGGUUGCUAUAUGUUCCGAAUCGAUGACUCAGAGGUAGUAGAUGCCACCAUGCAUGGAAAUGCUGCACGCUUCAUCAAUCACUCGUGUGAGCCUAACUGCUAUUCUCGGGUCAUCAAUAUUGAUGGGCAGAAGCACAUUGUCAUCUUUGCCAUGCGUAAGAUCUACCGAGGAGAGGAACUCACUUACGACUAUAAGUUCCCCAUUGAGGAUGCCAGCAACAAGCUGCCCUGCAACUGUGGCGCCAAGAAAUGCCGGAAGUUCCUAAACUAAAGCUGCUCUUCUCCCCCAGUGUUGGAGUGCAAGGACGCGGGGCCAUCCAAAGCAACGCUGAAGGCCUUUUCCAGCAGCUGGGAGCUCCCGGAUUGCGUGGGCACAGCUGAGGGGCCUCUGUGAUGGCUGAGCUCUCUUAUGUCCUAUACUCACAUCAGACAUGUGAUCAUAGUCCCAGAGACAGAGUUGAGGUCUCCAAGAAAAGAUCCACGAUCGGCUUUCUCCUGGGGCCCCUCCAGUUGUUUACCGUUAGAAAGUGGGAAUGGGGUCCCUAGCAGACUUGCCUGGAAGGAGCCUAUUAUAGAGGGUUGGUUAUGUUGGGAGAUUGGGCCUGAAUUUCUCCACAGAAAUAAGUUGCCAUCCUCAAGUUGGCCCUUUCCCAAGCACUAUAAGUGAGUGGGUCAGGCAAAGCCCCAAAUGGAGGGUUGAUCGGAUUCCUGACAGUUUGCCAGCCAGGCCCCACCUACGGCGUCUGUCGAACAAACAGAGGUCUGGUGGUUUUCCCUACUAUCCUCCCACUCGAGAGUUCACUUCUGGUUGGGAGACAGGAUUCCUAGCACCUCCGGUGUCAAAAGGCUGUCAUGGGGUUGUGCCAAUUAAUUACCAAACAUUGAGCCUGCAGGCUUUGAGUGGGAGUGUUGCCCCCAGGAGCCUUAUCUCAGCCAAUUACCUUUCUUGACAGUAGGAGCGGCUUCCCUCUCCCAUUCCCUCUUCACUCCCUUUUCUUCCUUUCCCCUGUCUUCAUCCCACUGCUUUCCCAUGCUUCUUUCUGGGUUGUAGGGGAGACUGACUGCCUGCUCAAGGACACUCCCUGCUGGGCAUAGGAUGUGCCUGCAAAAAGUUCCCUGAGCCUGUAAGCACUCCAGGUGGGGAAGUGGACAGGAGCCAUUGGUCAUAACCAGACAGAAUUUGGAAACAUUUUCAUGAAGCUCCACAGAGAGUUUUAAAGAAACAUAUGUAGCAUGAUUUUUUAGGAGAGGAAAAAGAUUAUUUAAAUAGGAUUUAAAUCAUGCAACAACGAGAGUAUCACAGCCAGGAUGACCCCUGGGUCCCAUUCCUAAGACAUGGUUACUUUAUUUUCCCCUUGUUAAGACAUAGGAAGACUUAAUUUUUAAACGGUCAGUGUCCAGUUGAAGGCAGAACACUAAUCAGAUUUCAAGGCCCACAACUUGGGGACUAGACCACCACCUUAUGUUGAGGGAACUCUGCCACCUGCGUGCAACCCACGGCUAAAGUAAAUUCAAUGACACUACUGCCCUGAUUACUCCUUAGGAUGUGGUCAAAACAGCAUCAAAUGUUUCUUCUCUUCCUUUCCCCAAGACAGUGUCCUGAACCUGUUAAAUUAAGUCAUUGGAUUUUACUCUGUUCUGUUUACAGUUUACUAUUUAAGGUUUUAUAAAUGUAAAUAUAUUUUGUAUAUUUUUCUAUGAGAAGCACUUCAUAGGGAGAAGCACUUAUGACAAGGCUAUUUUUUAAACCGCGGUAUUAUCCUAAUUUAAAAGAAGAUCGGUUUUUAAUAAUUUUUUAUUUUCAUAGGAUGAAGUUAGAGAAAAUACUCAGCUGUACACACAAAGUCUGGUUUUUCCUGCCCAACUUCCCCCUGGAAGGUGUACUUUUUGUUGUUUAAUGUGUAGCUUGUUUGUGCCCUGUUGACAUAAAUGUUUCCUGGGUUUGCUCUUCGACAAUAAAUGGAGAAGGAAGGUCACCCAACUCCAUUGGGCCACUCCCCUCCUUCCCCUAUUGAAGCUCCUCAAAAGGCUACAGUAAUAUCUUGAUACAACAGAUUCUCUUCUUCUUUCCCGCCUCUCUCCUUUCCGGCGCAACUUCCAGAGUGGUGGGAGACGGCAAUCUUUACAUUUCCCUCAUCUUUCUUACUUCAGAGUUAGCAAACAAGUUGAAUGGCAACUUGACAUUUUCCGUCACCAUCUGCCGCAUAGGCCACUCUUUCCUUUCCCUCUGACCACCAAGUCCUCAUAUCUGCAGAGAACCCAUUGAUCACCUUGUGCCCUCUUGGGGCAGCCCGUUGAAACUGAAGCACAGUCUGACCACUCAUGAUAAAGCAGAUUUUUCUCUGCCUCUGCCACAAGGUUUCAGAGUAGUGUAGUCCAAGUAGAGGGUGGGGCACCCUUUUCUCGCCGCAAGAAGCCCAUUCCUAUGAAAGUCUAGCAAAGCAAUACGACUCAGCCCAGCACUCUCUACCCCAGGACUCAUGGCUCUGCUGUGCCUUCCAUCCUGGGCUCCCUUCUGUCCUGUGACCUUAAGAACUUUGUCUGGUGGCUUUGCUGGAACAUUGUCACUGUUUUCACUGUCAUGCAGGGAGCCCAGCACUGUGGCCAGGAUGGCAGAGACUUCCUUGUCAUCAUGGAGAAGUGCCAGCAGGGGACUGGGGAAAGCACUCUACCCAGACCUCACCUCCCUUCCUCCUUUUGCCCAUGAACAAGAUGCAGUGGCCCUAGGGGUUCCACUGGUGUCUGCUUUCCUUUAUUAUUGCACUGUGUGAGGUUUUUUUGUAAAUCCUUGUAUUCCUAUUUUUUUUAAAGAAAAAAAAAAAAAACUUAAGCUGCAUUUGUUACUGAAAUGAUUAAUGCACUGAUGGGUCCUGAAUUCACCUUGAGAAAGACCCAAAGGCCAGUCAGGGGGUGGGGGGAACUCAGCUAAAUAGACCUAGUUACUGCCCUGCUAGGCCAUGCUGUACUGUGAGCCCCCUCCUCACUCUCUACCAACCCUAAACCGAGGACAGGGGAGGAACCCACAGCUUCCUUCUCCUGCCAGCUGCAGAUGGUUUGCCUUGCCUUUCCACCCCCUAAUUGUCAACCACAAAAAUGAGAAAUUCCUCUUCUAGCUCAGCCUUGAGUCCAUUGCCAAAUUUUCAGCACACCUGCCAGCAACUUGGGGGGAUAAGCGAAGGUUUCCCUACAAGAGGGAAAGAAGGCAAAAAUGGCACAGCUCUCUCCAAACACAUCUGAGUUCAUUUCAAAAGUGACCAAGGGAAUCUCCACACACAAGUGCAGAUUGAGGAAUUGUGGUGGGUCAUUCCCAAGAAUCCCCCAAGGGGCAUCCCAAAUCCCUAAGGAGUAACAGCUGCAAACCUGGUCAGUUCUCAGUGAGAGCCAGCUCACUUAUAGCUUUGCUGCUAGAACCUGUUGUGGCUGCAUUUCCUGGUGGCCAGUGACAACUGUGUAACCAGAAUAGCUGCAUGGCGCUGACCCUUUGGCCGGAACUUGGUCUCUUGGCUCCCUCCUUGGCCACCCACCACCUCUCGCACAGCCCCUCUGUUUUUACACCAAUAACAAGAAUUAAGGGGGAAGCCCUGGCAGCUAUCCGUUUUCAACCAGACUCCUUUGCCGGGACCCAGCCCGCCACCCUGCUCGCCUCUGUCAAACCCCCGGCCAAUGCAGUGAGCACCAUGUAGCUCCCUUGAUUUAAAAAAAAAAAAAAAAAAAAAAAAAAAAAAAAAGGAAAAAAAAAUACAAUACACACACAAAAAUAAAAAAAAAUCUUCUAAUGAAUGUAUCUUUCUAAAGGACUGACGUUCAAUCAAAUAUCUGAAAAUACUAAAGGUCAAAACCUUGUCAGAUGUUAACUUUUAAGUUCGGUUUGGGAUUUUUUUUUUUUUUUUAAUAGAAAUCAAGUUGUUUUUGUUUUUAAGGAAAAGCGGGUCAUUGCAAAGGGCUGGGUGUAAUUUUAUGUUUCAUUUCCUUCAUUUUAAAGCAAUACAAGGUUAUUGAGCAGAUGGUUUUGUGCCGAAUCAUGAAUACUAGUCAAGUCACACACUCUGGAAACUUGCAAGUUUUGUUUUGGUUUUCAAAUAAAUAUAAAUAUGAUAUAUAUAGGAACUAAUAUAGUAAUGCACCAUGUAACAAAGCCUAGUUCAGUCCAUGGCUUUUAAUUCUCUUUUAACACUAUAGAUAAGGAUUGUGUUACAGUUGCUAGUAGCGGCAGGAAGAUGUCAGGCUCACUUUCCUCUGAUUCCCGAAAUGGGGGGGAACCUCUAACCAUAAAGGAAUGGUAGAACAGUCCAUUCCUCGGAUCAGAGAAAAAUGCAGACAUGGUGUCACCUGGAUUUUUUUCUGCCCAUGAAUGUUGCCAGUCAGUACCUGUCCUCCUUGUUUCUCUAUUUUUGGUUAUGAAUGUUGGGGUUACCACCUGCAUUUAGGGGAAAAUUGUGUUCUGUGCUUUCCUGGUAUCUUGUUCCGAGGUACUCUAGUUCUGUCUUUCAACCAAGAAAAUAGAAUUGUGGUGUUUCUUUUAUUGAACUUUUAACAGUCUCUUUAGUAAAUACAGGUAGUUGAAUAAUUGUUUCAAGAGCUCAACAGAUGACAAGCUUCUUUUCUAGAAAUAAGACAUUUUUUGACAACUUUAUCAUGUAUAACAGAUCUGUUUUUUUUUUCCUUGUGUUCUUCCAAGCUUCUGGUUAGAGAAAAAGAGAAAAAAAAAAGGAAAAUGUGUCUAAAGUCCAUCAGUGUUAACUCCCUGCGACAGGGAUGAAGGAAAAUACUUUAAUAGUUCAAAAAAUAAUAAUGCUGAAAGCUCUCUACGAAAGACUGAAUGUAAAAGUAAAAAGUGUACAUAGUUGUAAAAAAAAGGAGUUUUUAAACAUGUUUAUUUUCUAUGCACUUUUUUUUAUUUAAGUGAUAGUUUAAUUAAUAAACAUGUCAAGUUUAUUGCUGCA
This is a messenger RNA of Symphalangus syndactylus (siamang), 16928 nucleotides long. RefSeq names its product lysine methyltransferase 2A (gene KMT2A). The record is from RefSeq and is a predicted model, not a curated record. Gene Ontology annotation, biological process: positive regulation of DNA-templated transcription. Gene Ontology annotation, cellular component: nucleus; histone methyltransferase complex. Lineage: Eukaryota; Metazoa; Chordata; Mammalia; Primates; Hylobatidae. Gene Ontology annotation, molecular function: zinc ion binding; DNA binding; protein binding.